This is a messenger RNA of Pecten maximus, 4617 nucleotides long. RefSeq names its product C1q-related factor-like. The transcript has 4 exons. Gene Ontology annotation, molecular function: protein binding. The record is from RefSeq and is a predicted model, not a curated record. The coding region runs from base 1 to 705 and encodes 234 amino acids. NCBI's taxonomy places the organism in Eukaryota, Metazoa, Mollusca, Bivalvia, Pectinida, Pectinidae.
AUGUCAGUUAUGCAGUAUAUACAGUAUGUCACGAUUUCACUGUUACUCUUAACUGUAACUGGAAAUAAAAGACGACUGCGCAACCGGAAGGGGCUAAGAGAACGAUUUGCUCCAGAUGAUGUAGAGGAUGGAACAUGCCAAUUACAAGUAUCGUGCAAAAAUUCCAAUAUGCCCGUUAAACUCCCAAUAAGGGGUCCGCGAGGACCACCAGGUGUCCAAGGAGAAAAGGGAGAGCCCGGAACUCCGGGGAUUCCUGGAAUACCUGGGAAGGAUGGUAAGUCACCAAAAGUUCCACCCAGGGUCGCAUUCUUUGUGGGACUGCGAGAAAACGUGGGACCCUUCAAAGAAAACAAGGAUCUAGUUUACGACAAGUUGGUCACAAAUGUCGGUGAUGGUUAUGAUAAAACCACGGGCCGAUUUACGGCACCUGUAAACGGCACAUAUCAGUUUACUGUAGUCGUCGCAGCACAGGGCCAAAAGAAGGGUGCUGUGAAUCUGAUGAAAGAAGGGAGGAUGGUAGUUACAGUUUGGGCAGAGAGCUUUCCUUGGGCGACAUCGUCGAACACAUUGAUCCUGAGCCUGAGCCGGGGCCAACAAGUGUGGCAGUCAGCUCGGAAAGAUGCUUCCUAUUUCCAUGGUUACAUGUAUUCCACUUUCUCUGGAUAUUUGCUGUUCACUGAUGACGAUGAUUACAGCGGCUUUUAAAGUCGAGUAGUUAUUAUAGGAGAUAAUGACCGAGUCGUUCAUAUCAUUGAUUCUAAUGAAUCAUAUUUCCAUUAAUUGUUCGAAAUAAUCAGCGAGUAUACUUCGGAAUCGAUGACUUUGUGAUGUCGUUUACAUUGGGGAUGAUGUACAACGGUAUUCCAAUCUUGAAACAUUUUAUUGAAUUUAAGUGUAUGUUGUAAACAUUAAGACAUUUAAGGAUAUGUUCCCGAGUUCGUUAAUGACAUUGAUGAAAUGCUCAGAAACUCUUUCCUCCCAGAAAGCAUAUAUCAUGCGUUACUUUCUAGGCCGUCAGAUAUCAUGGCAAGGAGCAGGAACCUUUCACCAAUGGCCACCGUUAGAUUAUAACAAGUGUGGACAUAACGAGGAUUUCGAGACAAUUUAUGUCUUAUUGAUAUUUUUGAUAUCUAAUAGAAUGUAUGGUUGACAAUUGUUAAAAAGUUUAUGGCAUGAAGAGUUGAAGAGCGGAGAUCUAAGAUACCAGAGACAAUAUGUUCAGGGAACUUAAGUACAUCAGUUCUUAUGUCUAUACUUAUAAAAAUGUAUUUUGGAUAUCUGCACAGUCGAUUUUAUUAUUUCAUAUUAUGUAUUUCAUAGUUUUCAGACAUUGGAAUCAACUUGUCAUUUACCUUAACUUAAGCUGACAUCAGCAUUGUUGUCAGUAUCCAGUACCAGCAGUUAGCAAUGUAUAACAAAUACUCAUGUCUAGAGUGAUUGUCACGUGUAUCGGCAAAUAUAGUCGAUUAACAUUGUCGUUUGUUGUGUGCGUAUAUAUAUAUAUUGACGACAUUAUUUUGUGUUUAAGCAUAUCGCACGACAGUAAUUGGUUGUACCUAAAUAAAGCAGGCUGGAUGUAUCUGUUGUGAAGGUCUCCCCACAUAGUAUGGCAGCAUAACCAAUACGUUCUAAUUCACACUGGCUGCAUUUGGUACCAUUGACAUCUAAAUUAGUUUUACAAAUGUUUUUGAGUUAUAAAUAUAUCUCCAGUCUGUAUCGAUAUAAUAAAACGCUUCAAGUAUAGGGCUGAGGGAAACCAGAAAUUUGCUUUGUCGCUUGACCACAAACUUUAACUGUGCGAUAUAAGAUAAAAGAGGGAAUACAAACAUUAACAUAGUAAAUCUCACUCAAAAUCGAUUAAAACGAGUACAACAUAUGCAAAAGAUAAGUUUAUAUGGAGACCCUUGAAGAGGUACAAGGCGUAUAGGGUCAUGUGUCACGUAAGGAUAAGCGUCUUCUGUUUCUACGACGACGCCCGCCGUGUAAAUCUAGGUCAAAUCCAGACAAUAUCAUAUCUUCAAAAGGCGAUCUAAGUUAGUGUUAAAUAGAUGCUUAAACUAGUUCAUAUCCUAAAUAGACAAAUAUAGAUCGAAUCCAGGCAAUAGCGUAUCAUUAAAUACACAAAAUGAAGGUUUUAUUAUAUAAUUUUUAUAAAACUAUAUUCACCAACUCAGCUUAUCUAAAAGGUUUACUUAAUCUUAUUACAUGACUAGAUGGCAUUCACUUUAAAUUUAAAACGAAUUAUUAUACCUUUCCUUAUUUUACACUAUAUAAAAGUAGACAAUAGAAAUGCUAUUUGAGCCAAAUCCUUCAAAAAUGCUAUUAACUAGGUUAAUAGUCAAAAGUGUUAUUUACCCGGAAUGAGCACAUUCAUAUUUUCGUGCUUUUUUCCCCGUAAUCCCUUGUAUUACAAGUUCGCGCUUUCGAGAACGUAAGCGUUCGAAGCAGACACAGUUUGCUACAUCUACAAGUUUCGAUAAUCUGGCUGAAGAAGAUUUUUUUCUGAAAACGACAGCGCUAACACACAACACAACAAGACACAAAAACGGCAGUUAACAUAUGGGACAAUUGGAGGUUAUAAAAACACUGGUUCGAGGGUGGACUAAUUUAAAUGUGGGUAUAAUAAAACAAUUAUUGUAUGGGUAUUUCUCGAAAUAGCACUUUUAUUGUCCCCCUUGACAUUAACUUUUUCGCCUCGGGAAAUAGUUAAUGUCUCGGGGGACAAUGAAAAUGCUAUUUCCCUCAAAAACAAAACUAUCGUUACAAACCAAGCAAGAGGUGUUCGUAAAGUCUUGGAAAAUGAAGAAAAAUCCAUGUUAAAUGUGGAUUGUUUUAAAGUAUUUUAGAUCUCGUGAAUUUAAGGUUAUUUGAAGCUCUGGAAAAGUGGGUUUCAUCAAUCACUUGAAAAUAGCAAUUAUUUCAAAAUGACAUAUGUUACGAAUAAGAUUUGAAAGUUUUCCUUUGAUUUCCCCUUUUGAAAUCGAUACUAACGAAUUCUAAGAAAUACACCCUUACAAAAUACAACAAAAUAUCACUACGCUCAUUAAGAAAGAGAAAAUACAGAAAUCAAGGAACCCAAAAUACGGCCCCCAGCAUUUCGGUCUAGAUAAUUAAGGUAGGAUUAGUGUUUCCGAUCAAUAUUGAGUCUGUAGCUUCUGUGAAAUCCGUGUAUUAACUUCGAGGAUCAUCAUAAAUUCAUUAGAUUACAAACAACCCCAUUAUAGCGAUUUUAUAGAAUUGGGUUUUAACCCCCAAUAACAUAUUCUAUCGAUAAACGUAAUACAGUUAGAGUUGUCUUUUUUUGUAUCGAAAACACUUGCACUGUUAUGAGGAAAGACUGAAACUUUCUUAAAUCUACCUCGCAAAGGACCUCUAAUAUCAUAUAACUAUAUCAUGGGUGUCUGCUAGUAAUCGACCGAUGUUCUAUUGCACUAGGCUUUCGGCCUCGUGCAAUAGAACAUUGGUAAAUUACUAUCACCGAGGGUCAAAUAGCAUGGACUAUUGCACAUACACCCAUGAUAUACUUGCUUUAUUACAUGAUCACUAAAACACACUUGGAAUCACUGAAAUCUCGACUUUCUUGUAGGCCUAGAAGUUUGUCGACAUCUUAGUGACUUAGACGCUUGAAAAGGUAGGACUAAAUUCCGAAACGUCAAAGGUGUUCAAUAGUUUGCACGUGGCAGUGCAAUAGUCAUUUUAGCUGUGCAAUAGUUCAACAUAAAGCUUAUGCGUAUAGUUAAGGAAAAUCAAACGCAUUAUGUAAUAAUGUAUUCAUUUUCAGGACUCAGGACUUCGGAUUUCGUUGCAAUGAUAAGGGCGUCAUUUGCAUGUCGAUUUAUAUACUGUAUCUUAUUUUCGAUGUAUGUGUAUCAACCUGUUUGUCAAUGUUGACUUAAUUCAUUUGGGUUGAUGAAAUCGACAUCCGAGGUUUCUAUAAAUCAACAAAGAGAGUAUUACAGUACAUAUGUGUUUUUACAUAUGCCAAAUUCCCUAAACAUAGUGCUUAUUGAUACAUAAGUGAUUAAAUUGUUCUAUUUUCACAGGAACAUUGAGGAAACUGGGUCCUGACUGAAUGCAGCUUUACAUUUAGAUAGUAACUCAGAACUAUAGGCUGGGGUUUAUAUACACGGCGUGGAAUCUAUAAUCAGUGUUCAGUUUAACAAUGUUCCUUGAAAUGCCAUUAUAUAUGUCGUUCUUUGUGUAUCUGAAAUAUUCGUUUUCGUCAUACAUUAUUAUUUGUUAUUGAUUUACAAUGUGAUGUAUAUGUGGUAUCAACCAUUUUAGAAAAAGAAUCCACAAUAAAGAAGAAAAAUACUAAAGUAAUAUAUCAAAAACAUAGACCAUGAUUGUCAUUAGAUAUUUAGUUUCGAUUUAAAAUAUGAAUAAUUUAAUGUAUCUAAAUCCGAAUAUAUGAUUGAUGUGUCUGAUAUCGUUCAUGGUGACUAAUUAUGACUGCUAUGGAAUACCAGCCAGUUUUUGUGUAUUUGAGGAUUUUCAAGCAAGACAAACGGUGUUGCGCUCUGAACUACUCCACACGAGUUGUCCCCCUUCGUACGCUUAGACGAUCGAAUUAUGUUGUUUCGUGUAUUUUGUACAAUAAACAAAGAUAAAUAUCGA